AUGGCAGGCAUAGACCUACGCCUGUCACUCUUACUUCUGGCCAUACCGGCCCUGGUCCUCCUCCAUCUUGCUGUGGCACCGUACACAAAGGUGGAGGAGUCCUUCAACAUCCAAGCGGCCCACGAUCUUCUCGUCUACGGCACGCCCAUAUCUAGCAACGCUGGAAAGAGGCUGGCUGCCAGCUACGACCACUUCACCUUUCCCGGUGCCGUGCCGAGGACCUUUGUAGGAGCCGUCCUGCUCGCCGGUCUGGGCCAGCCCAUCGUUGCCAUCGCCGGGUUCCAGUAUGCCCAGUUCAUAGUCAGGGCCAUCCUCGGUCUCUUCAAUGCCGGUGCCCUCGUCUUCUUUGCUCUGAGCGUCAAGAAGGCCUUUGGCAGCUCGGCAGCGGCAUGGUACGUUGCGCUGCAGGCCAGCCAGUUCCACGUCAUAUUCUACGCGUCGCGGACGCUGCCCAACAUGUUUGCCUUUGGCAUGACCACCAUCGCAACGGCGCUGCUCCUGCCCACCACGACGCCGAGGUCCAUCACCGCGCGCCACCGCCUCGCCAUCUCCCUCCUCGUCUUCGCGGCCGUCAUCUUCCGCUCCGAGGUCGCCAUCCUGCUCGGCAGCCACGUGCUCUACCUGCUCGCCGUGCCCCUGACCUCGCUCGACAAGGUCGCCUACCCCUUCGCCCUCGCCUCGGCCGUCGCCCUGCUCAUCACGGUGCCCGUCGACUCGUACUUCUGGCAGCGCGCCCUCUGGCCCGAGCUCUGGGGCUUCUACUACAACGCCGUGCAGGGCUCCGCGUCCGCCUGGGGCGUCAGCCCCUGGCACUACUACUUCACCUCGGCCCUGCCGCGCCUCCUGCUCAACCCGCUGGCCUACCUCGCGCUCCUCCCCUGGGCGCUCCGCCAGCCCGCCACCGCCCGCGCCGCCUGCCAGCUCGUCGUGCCCAACCUGCUCUUCGUCGCCAUCUACUCCCUCCAGCCGCACAAGGAGGCCCGCUUCGUCUUCUACGCCGUGCCGGCCCUCACCGCCGCCGCCGCCCUCGGCGCCGCGCACGUCUCGGCCCGCGCGGCCAAGUCCCCGGCCUACCGCCUCGGCGCGCUCCUCGUCGCCGCCUCGGUGCUGGCCUGCCUCGCCGCCAGCACGGGCAUGCUCCUCCUCUCCUCGCUCAACUACCCGGGCGGCGAGGCCCUCGCCUUCCUCCGCGAGGUCGUCGAGUCCUCCUCGUCCUCGUCCUCCUCCUCCGCACCGCCCUCCGCCGCAGCGGCAACGGCCGGCAACGCGGUGGUGCUGGCCCCCGUCGUCCCCGUCCACGCAGACGUGCUCUCGUGCAUGACGGGCGUCACGCUCUUCGGCGCCGGCACGGGCGGCGCCCUGCCGACGCACUUCCAGCCGCACCUGCCCGACGCGGACUCGGCCUCCGCAGGCAGCGUCCUCAGCAAGAAGACCGACGGCAACAAGAACAACGCCGACGCUGACGCCCAUACCGCCGCCGCCGCCGCCGCCGCCGCCGCCGCCCCGCCUCCUCCGGUCCUCGUGCUCGACAAGACGGAGGGCGAGGCCGCGCUGCGCGACCCCACCUUCUGGACGCGGUUCGACUACCUGCUCGUCGGCGACAGGGCCGCCGUGCGCGGCGGCGAGUGGGAGCCCGUCGGCGUCGUGGAGGCCUACGCGGGCGUGCAGGUCCUCCGGCCGGGCGACGUGCCCGCCGACGCCGAGAAGGCGGAGGAAGGACGGGCGGCGCCGGGGGUGGGGACCCCCGUCGUGGGCCGGGGCGCGCUCGUCGCCGCCGUGAGGGACAGGGUCCGCGGGCUCACGGGCGGAUGGUGGGCUGGGCCGAGGAUGGAGCCGCGCGUGUGGGUGCUGCGCAGGGUCAAGGGGGGCGAGAGGAGGGGCGCCAGCAAGGAGGUUACUUCCUAA
Messenger RNA from Thyridium curvatum, 1905 nucleotides. RefSeq lists its product as uncharacterized. The transcript has 3 exons. Bases 1 to 1905 code for a protein of 634 amino acids. Gene Ontology annotation, molecular function: alpha-1,6-mannosyltransferase activity. The record is from RefSeq and is a predicted model, not a curated record. Gene Ontology annotation, biological process: protein N-linked glycosylation. Gene Ontology annotation, cellular component: endoplasmic reticulum membrane. NCBI's taxonomy places the organism in Eukaryota, Fungi, Ascomycota, Sordariomycetes, Thyridiales, Thyridiaceae.